Oxyura jamaicensis (ruddy duck) is the source of this 3997-nucleotide messenger RNA. RefSeq names its product spermine synthase (gene SMS). The coding region runs from base 104 to 1195 and encodes 363 amino acids. Gene Ontology annotation, biological process: spermine biosynthetic process. Gene Ontology annotation, molecular function: spermine synthase activity. The record is from RefSeq and is a predicted model, not a curated record. NCBI's taxonomy places the organism in Eukaryota, Metazoa, Chordata, Aves, Anseriformes, Anatidae. The transcript is spliced from 11 exons.
CCCCGCGGCGCCGCCGCAACCCCCGCGCCCAUAUAGGCUGCCCCGCCGCGCUCGCCGCGCCGCCGCCUCCUCCUCCAGGCAUGGCACAGGGCUCUACCUCACUAUGGCAGCAGCGCGGCACAGCACCCUGGACUUCAUGCUCGGCGCCACAGCUGAUUGCAAUGCCGUUCUUAAAGCUCUACAGCCCAUUUUUCAGGAGCAGGGAAUGACAGAAACAGUUCAUAACUGGGAAGAUAAUGGUUAUUUAGCAACCUACAUCCAAAAAAAUGGCAGUUUUGCCAAUUUGAGAAUUUACCCUCAUGGAUUAGUGUUGGUGGAUCUGCAGAGCUACAAUGAUCAUACAAAAGGAAGAGAGGAAGCCGAUCGGCUUCUAGACAAAGUAGAAGAAAGAAUGAAAGAAUUAUUUCAUGGCAACAUAAAAAGGGUAAAACGGUUGCCAGCCAUUUUGAGAGGAGGCGCCAUUGAUAGGUAUUGGCCCACAGCUGAUGGACGCUUGGUGGAGUAUGACAUAGAUGAAGUUGUUUAUGAUGAAGAUUCACCUUUUCAGAAUAUUAAAAUCCUGCAUUCAAAACAGUUUGGGAAUAUUCUUAUCCUCAGUGGGGAUGUUAAUCUGGCAGAGAGUGACCUGGCAUAUACCCAAGCCAUAAUGGGCAGCGGAAAGGAAAACUAUGCUGGCAAAGAAGUGCUAAUCCUAGGAGGCGGUGAUGGGGGUAUACUAUAUGAGAUAGUCAAACUGAAGCCAAAGAUGGUUACUAUGGUAGAGAUUGACCAAAUGGUGAUUGACGGGUGUAAAAAAUACAUGCGUAAAACAUGCGGAGAUGUCUUAGACAAUCUGAAAGGAGAGUGCUAUCAGGUUCUAAUUGAAGACUGUAUUCCCGUACUGAAGAGGUAUGCCAAAGAAGGAAGGAUGUUUGAUUAUGUAAUUAAUGAUCUGACAGCUGUUCCAAUCUCCACAUCUCCAGAAGAAGAUUCCACGUGGGAAUUCUUGCGGUUGAUUCUUGACCUCUCAAUGAAGGUCCUGAAGCAAGAUGGAAAAUAUUUCACACAGGGAAAUUGUAUCAAUCUGACCGAUGCCUUGACUCUGUAUGAAGAACAGCUUAGCAGGCUUUAUUGUCCUGUGGAGUUCUCAAAGGAGAUCGUGUGCGUUCCCUCCUACAUGGAAUUGUGGGUAUUCUACACUAUUUGGAAGAAAUAAACAACUCUGAACAUCAAGAUUAUUCAAGAUUAUCCUAAAUGUACAUGCUGCAUGGAGCAUAUAGGCCUGCCACGUGCUGCAUAUUGGCAUCUUGAACCUUUAAAUUAUAUGCUGUAGAUGAUCCUGAAACUUAGUCAUGCUAUUGAUUGUGAAUUCUUUAAAUGUUUUUUAUUAUUAUUUUAAUUUAAAAGCAAAUGGAAAAUGUAUAUUUUGAUGAGCUAGGGUGUUAUUUUUGAAAGUCAACUUACAGAUGAGUAAGCAGCAAAACUAUAUAGCUGCUGAAUGCACUGAACCUUUAGAAUGUGAUCCUUUUUAGUUUUUGUAGAUCUUCACAAACUGAUUAAAAAAGACAUCUUGAGCAUUUCAUCCCUGAGGAUGGUCCAUGGAGUUUUUGUUUAUUUGAUUGUUUUCCACCAGAUAUUCUUUUAAUUGAUGGUGCUUUUCAAGGAUGGAGUUUUUUCUUUGAUACUUAAAAGUGAUCAUUGUAGUGCUUCCAUAUACAGAAGAUGGGCAUAACUUAAAGAAAGUGGGAGGUGGAGGAAAAACAAAAUCUUCUGAAAGGAUACCCCAAAUCCUUCACUGCAAAGGGAAGAAAACUAUUUUUAAAUUUUAUUUACUGUAGUUUCAUUCAUUCAUGAUAUUUCUGUAAUCUCUUCCACAGGAGAAAAGAGUCUUUGACCUUUCACCUCAUGGACAUCUUUAGCUGCUACCCUAUUGAUUACUUAGAUUUUGAGAUUUUUAUGUGGAUUUAACAGUGGUUUAUAGAGGUACUUUGACCUCUUUCAGCAUGGUAAUUAAAGCUCUGUUCUCAUAAGCACUAGGUUCUUGAAGAAGGAAAGGUUGCUUAACAGGGAAAAGAAAUGUGGAUGUAGUCUAGAUUCAUGUGCACCAGUAUUUCCUCAAUGUUUUGGGGCAAAUAGGUAUACUUCAGUAGGGUAUGGCCUGGUUAUAUUGGUCUAGACUGACCAUGUCGUGUGAGGCUCUUGCUGAACUACCACUUGCAAUUUAAUUAUCAGUGGAAGCUAGGUUACAUUGUAGUUUUGUUCUGAAAGAGAAAACAUUUUUCUUAAACUGUUUAUCAUGUUGUCUGAAAAGCUAUAUUUUUGUAAGAAUGUGCUUAUGUACUGAGUAAAACUUUAACAUUUAAAAGAUUUCACAUCAGAGGAGGUAGGAAGGAUAUAACCAUUCUGUACACUUCUGUACAUUACCAAGAUAGAAUAAAAAGUGCACUAUCCCAAAACACUCUAAUCCUGAACCACAGUGAUGUUUUUUUUUUCCUUCAACCCUUAGUCUUCACAUUUUCUUUGUUUUGUUGUAGAGAGUUGAUUUAUUUUUCCUCCCACAAAACCAAAAUGUUAGUGAAAAAAAAAAUGCACUUCUAAGAUCUGUAUUCCUAAACCAUACAUAAAGAAGAGUUUUACAUGUCCCAUAUAUACAAACUGUUGAUGAAUUUUCAGUAACCUAUGUAGAAUUUGAGUGAUACUGGAAAACUUGUAAAAAUUUGCCCUUUAUUCGGAGUAUAAUUAUUUUUGUAUGUACAGUUGUGCUGUUAAACUGCUUUUAGUUUGGAGAGUCAAAGAGAAGUGUUCUUCCCUCUUAUGGCUUAAAGUGAUUACUGUUACUGCUGAUUCCUUGAUACACAUGGGACAAGGUUCUUCCGUGGCCUACAGUCUGUGUAUCCCUGUGUACUCCCAAAGAGUGGAGCCUCCUUCUGAACAGGGGGAGACAAAAGUGUCUUGCAUUUCCUUAAAUGUUUUAACCCUAUUGUAACCAUCCCAGAAAAUACCUUGAUAUUAUUGCCUAUGACCUAAUUGUAACCCAUCAUUUAUGAUACAGGACGACAGCUGGUAUAUUUUACAGGUGCAAACAAAUGCAGAUGUCUUAUAAGCAGUUACAUGUACCCUUAACUUGGCAAGCAUGAAUAUUCCCGUUGAUCCUUAGUGUGAUUGCGGUGUAGGUGGUAUUAAGCACACAGGCAUUCAUAAGAUGGGGCUCACAGCAUAUGUUAUCCUGAGCGAGCCUGAUAGAUCUGAAAGUCAGUCACAACACGUGGGGGUGGUUGUUUUUAGCAAAGAAACUUGUGAACUGGAAGAUGACUUAAUAUUCCUGCUGGCUUGCUAUACCAAGGCUGGCACUUCAGCAUAGAUGCUGCCUGACAACAGAGAUGCCAGGUGUGCAGGGAUGUUCUGUAAUCUGGAACGACCAGGGGACCUGAAUUAAGUGUUGGCAGAGGCAGCAGUGCUUGCAAAUCUUUCCCUUUCAACUGAUACAGUAUAAAAAGAGGCUUGGAGGAUUCUUUUGUUUGUGUAAACUUUUUAAUGUAGGAUUUUAAAAGUAAUAGAAGUAGUAUAAAGCAAUUCAGCAAACCCUGAACAUUAUAUUUUUUAUUUUUUUUAUUAAGUUGCUGAAUUGAUUCUGAACAAGUAUGUACACACUGUCAGUCUAUUUAUGUUGUUGUGUUGUGUUUUUUUUUUUUUUAAGGAAAACAAAUUGCUUUGUGUUCAAAUUUUCAAAUGCAAACUGCAAUAGCUGAUCAGUUUUCCAUGUUUAAGGCCAGUUAGAAAACAGCUAUGAUUGCUGCACCUAUGUACGUGCUGCACCUAUGUAUGCAAACAUUUCCCAAGAUAGAGUUAACAUUAGGGUUUUCUUAAUUAUUCUUUGCACUAAAUGGUGCUUCCACCUAGAAAUGCGAUUUACGUAUUUAAAAAUCAAUUGAUAGUAGUUUGUGCAAAGAGAAGACCUUCUGGCGUUGUAUCUACUGCAUCAGUGCAGCGCACGUGUUAAAAUAAAGGUACACUGUUA